AUCUGACAUCGAUUUUUCCGUCAAGUAACACCAUUGCUGCAUGCAUUAUUUGAAAAAAAUUUAUUGAAGCGCGCCUUUUGUGAUUCAAUCUUUGCCACUUUCAAAUGAUUUUCUGUCAAGUAGUUUGGUUUUCACUUUCUGUCACUUGAGUACACAAUUGAAUAAGAUUUCUGUUUUGUCUUUUUUCCAUCAGUAGGUGACGGAAGAAGUUCAGCCCCAGCGAAAUCUUCUGUUACAUUUUUCUCCCACGUUUCAAGAUUGUACAAUGGAAGGAUGGCUCUAUGUUAUACAACCAAAUAGAUUAAGGUUGCAGUUCCCUCGCAAGAAAUAUUUUAUUUUGCAGGGCAAUGCGCUUUUGUGCUUCAAAUCCAUGCCCUCCACUGGCCAUGAGGAGCCUGUUAAAACAGGGGUUAUUGACCCAUGCAUAAGAGUUGCAGAUAAUGGAAGAGAAAGCAUUCACAGAAAAGUUCUAUUUGUUUUUACGCUUUACAAUUCUGUUAAUCAUGAUGAUGAGCUUAAGGUGGGAGCAAGGAGUUCAGAAGAGGCUGCCAGGUGGAUGCAUAUUUUGAAAGAAGCUGCAUUACAGGCACAACCUUCUCAAGCAGUAAGCACUUUGGUUGCACCUAGGAAGAAAAUGUCAGGUUUAAGACCUGGAAGCAGAAGAUUGUCUUCGUUCUGCAGAAUCAGCUGUGAUUCGCCGGACUGGUGGCUGCCUACAAUGCAGACAACAGCUGAUGUCAUUGCACCUUCACCAUGGAAAUUUUUUGGUUGUGAGAAUGGAUUGCGAUUAUUCAAAGAGGCAAGUGAUGGAGAAUUUAGGAGCAAGCAUUGGGAUAAUCAUCCAGCUGUGAUGGCAGUGGGUGUUGUGGAUGCAACCUGUGAAUCUGUAUUUAAGACUGUUAUGUCUCUCGAACCAUCAAGAUCAGAGUGGGACUUUUGUUAUCUACAGGGUCAGGUUAUUGAUCACUUGGAUGGUCACGUAGACAUAGUCCACAAACUGUUGCAGAGUAGCUGGCAGCCUUGGGGGCUGACACCAAGAGAUUUGGUUCUUCACCGUUACUGGAGGAGAGAGGAUGAUGGCUCAUAUGUAAUUCUUUAUCAUUCUGUGACGCAUCCGAAAUGUCCUCCUUCUCGGGGUUUUGUGCGUGCCCGCCUAAAAAGUGGAGGAUAUGUGAUAUCUCCGUUGACUCAUCCCCAACAACAUCCACGUGCAGUUGUUAAGCACAUGCUAGCCAUAGACUGGAAAUAUUGGGCAUCUUAUUUACGACCAUCUUAUACAAGAAGAAUUACCCUCCGAAUGCUAGGGCGCAUAGCAGCAAUGAGAGAAAUGUUUAAGGCUAAGCCAGUUCAUUAUCUGUCUCCGGGGCUAUUGUCUAGGGAGUUAGCAAUGGGAAACGCAUCAACAAACAAUGAAAACACUGAAGAGAAAAGAGCGCUUUUCCCAGCACCAGAAUGCAGUUCUCACGUUUCUUCAAGGGAAUUUAUUGGCUCAUUAUAUCAAACAAAGGAAACAACAUCCUCAUUCCUUCAAUUUAGUGAUGCAGUUGAUGAAUUCUUUGAUGCACACUCAAAUUGUGAAUCAGCUCAGACAGAUUUGGAUCAAUCACUGGAGCACCCUAGGGAGAGUGAAGGGUCUCUAGAUGAUGAACAAGCAAUUGAAUUGCAGCUUGGAGAUCAUCAAAAGACGUCAGCAGCUACAGUUAUUGUCAAGUGUUUUCAUGAUCUAGCUUCUGCAGCAAGUCACAAACGAUCACAAGUGGAUGUUCACUUGGGAGAUGAUGUAGAUUUUCUCAGCUAUGAAGCAACUCUUCCAAAAAAUUCUGCGUGUACAUUGCCAAGCAGUUGGUCCAUGGCAGAUCCAACCACAUUUUUGAUACGUGGCAAAAGUUAUCUGAAAGAUCGUAAAAAAAUUAAGGCAAAAGAUACGUUAAUGCGUAUGGUUGCAGCAGAUUGGCUCAGAUCUAAUAAGCGAGAGGAUAAUCUUGCUGGACGUCCUGGAAGUUUUAUUCAGAGGAGAGCAGCUGAGUAUAGCAAUGAGUUUUAUAUCAUUAUAAAUAUUCAGGUUCCAGGUGCAACAACACACAAUCUUGCCUUAUACUACAUGAUGGACUGCCCUCUUGAAUCUGUUCCUUUGCUAAAAAUGUUUGUUGAAGGAGAUGAUGCUUAUCGCAAUUCACGAUUCAAGCUCAUUCCCUAUAUUGCUAAGGGCUCCUGGAUAGUUAAGCAGAGUGUAGGAAAGAAUGCAUGCUUGUUGGGUCAAGCACUAGAGAUAAACUAUACUAGGGGAAGCAACUAUCUUGAGCUUGGCAUCGACAUUGGUUCCUCUUGUGUAGCCAAGGGUGUUGUUAACCUAGUUCUAGGUUACUUGAGUAAGUUGGUCAUAGAAUUGGCUAUUCUGAUACAGGGGAACACAGAAGAUGAGCUCCCAGAGUUUCUUUUAGGGACCUGUAGGCUCAAUCAUCUUGAGGAAUCCAAAUCAGUCCCAGCUGGACAGAAAUAUCCACAAGCCACGUGAUGUCAAAUCUCUGAAUCAGCCUUAUCAAUAUGGUGUACUUUUGUGAAAUGUAAUGAUACAAGGAGGAACAGUCUGGCAGCAGCAAGUUCCCUUCAUUAAAUAAGGAAAGAUCAGAGCAUCACUGAAUAUUAAAUAUAUAUGUUAUUCCAAGGUGCAAUUCACAAAUGUUGCCCUCUAUUGGAAAAAUUUAAGAUCCAUUGGUCUCAUUCUAGCAUUCCUUUUCCUUCUAUUUGUGAAGAUUCAAAAGCAAUUAACUCUCAAAGAAAUUUGGUCAUUGCAUUUCAUUCAAUUCAUAUGAAUAUAUAUCCACUCACAUUUUUGUUGUA
Messenger RNA from Cryptomeria japonica (Japanese cedar), 2841 nucleotides. Its product is annotated as protein ENHANCED DISEASE RESISTANCE 2. The record is from RefSeq and is a predicted model, not a curated record. Gene Ontology annotation, molecular function: lipid binding. Bases 266 to 2515 code for a protein of 749 amino acids. The transcript is spliced from 23 exons. NCBI's taxonomy places the organism in Eukaryota, Viridiplantae, Streptophyta, Pinopsida, Cupressales, Cupressaceae.